GGAAGCAGGAAGUGGGAGGCGGUCCGGCCGCCCGUCCGUCUCCGCCGCGGGAUGGAGAAGCUGCGGCUGCUCGGCGUCCGCUACCAGGACUAUGUGACCCGGCAUCCCGCCGCCACGGCCCAGCUGGAGACCGCCGUGCGGGGCCUCAGCUACCUGCUGGCCGGCCGUUUCGCCGAUUCCCACGAGCUGUCGGAACUGGUGUAUUCGGCCUCCAAUCUGCUCGUGCUGCUGAACGAUGGGAUCCUACGGAAAGAGCUGCGGCAAAGCCUACCCGUGUCACUCUCCCAGCAGAAGCUGCUCACGUGGCUGAGUGUGCUGGAAUGCGUGGAAGUAUUCAUGGAGAUGGGGGCUGCCAAGGUGUGGGGGGAGACGGGCCGCUGGCUCGUCAUCGUCCUCAUCCAGUUGGCUAAGGCCGUUCUGCGGAUCCUGCUGCUGCUCUGGUACAAGACGGGCAUCCAGACCUCACCCCCGAUCGUGCCCCUCGAUCGGGAGGCACAGCUGCACCCCCAAGGUGGUGAACGCGGCCCCGGCAGCCAGGAACGCUCUUACGUGGGGAAGCGGUCGAGCCGAGUGAUGCGAUCUCUGCAGAGCACUCCGUCCUUGCACUCGCGGCACUGGGGUGCCCCCCAGCAGCGGGAGGGACAGCAGCGGCACCACCGGGAGGAGGAGCCGAGCGCGGGCCCCACCCCCCUGGGCCUCCGGGAGACCGUCGCCGAGUCGGUGUUUAUCGCCCGGCCCCUCCUGCACCUCCUGAGCCUGGGCCUCUGGGGACGGCGGUCCUGGAAGCCCUGGCUCCUCUCGGGCGUUCUGGACGUGACCAGCCUGAGCCUUCUGAGCCACACCGAGGGACUGACCCGGCGGGAGCGGUUGGAGCUACGCCGACGGACCAUCCUGCUGCUCUACUACCUGCUGCGCUCCCCCUUCUACGACCGCUUCUCUCAGGACAGGAUCCUCUUUCUGCUCCGACUGCUGGCCGAUUACGUUCCCGGAGUCGGCUUGGUCACUCGGCCGCUGAUGGAUUAUUUGCCUGCCUGGCAGAAGAUUUAUUUCUACAACUGGGGCUGACCGGUGGAGCCUCCUCCCCGCUCCCCCACCAAAGCCAGAAGGAGCAGGGAGCUGCUGGGGGUGGGAGGGAGAGGACCCCCACCCCAACCCUCCCUCAGCUCCGCCGCCCUGGAAUAAAGCCGCCCUGUUAGUCGUCGUGGCCUCACUACUACGUCCCCGAUGACUUCUCCGCCCCUCUGGAGCUCCCGCAGUCACAGUUCGGCCUGAUGGACGACUAUGGUGUCCUGCCAAAGCACCCCAUGGCCCCGAGACCCUUCCCCAACCAGGCCCGGGCCCAGGCCCAGCAGAAGCGGGACGAAUCAGACAGAUCCCUGAAUUACUACGACGACCCCCCGUGACGAGGGCGGCGGGGUGGCGUUUGCAUAAAGUCAUUCCCAAUCCAU
This is a messenger RNA of Ornithorhynchus anatinus (platypus), 1448 nucleotides long. It is a transcript of the gene PEX16, whose product is annotated as peroxisomal biogenesis factor 16. The record is from RefSeq and is a predicted model, not a curated record. NCBI's taxonomy places the organism in Eukaryota, Metazoa, Chordata, Mammalia, Monotremata, Ornithorhynchidae. The transcript has 13 exons. The coding region runs from base 52 to 1065 and encodes 337 amino acids. Gene Ontology annotation, cellular component: peroxisomal membrane. Gene Ontology annotation, biological process: peroxisome organization.